Messenger RNA from Parnassius apollo (apollo), 672 nucleotides. Lineage: Eukaryota; Metazoa; Arthropoda; Insecta; Lepidoptera; Papilionidae. The record is from the annotation of a GenBank genome assembly.
AUGGACAAAUAUUUUGAAGGCAAAAGAAUAUUGGUUACGGGGGGUUGUUCAGGAAUUGGCAGAGGAGUUGUAUUAGAACUAUGGAAACUUGGCGCCGAUGUGGUUGCGCUAUCUCAUCAGGCCAAGAAUCUUGAAAAACUUAGGAGCGAGUAUCCAUCGAUAGAUAUUGCUUGCGUCGAUGUUCGCGACUGGGAUAAAACACGCAGAGUUGUCGAUUCAUUAGGAGUUUUCCACGGACUAGUUAAUUGCGCGGGAGUAGGUCUUAUGGAGCCCUUUUUAGAAUGUAAGCCGACAACUUUCGACGAAUCUAUAACAAUUAAUGCAAAAGCAAUUCUCAACAUAUCACAAGCAUCUAAGGCAGGAUUUAAGGAUCAUGUUGCCUAUUGCGCAUCUAAAGGCGCCGUAGAUGCAAUGACUCGAGUGAUGGCUGUAGAACUUGGACCAUACGGUAUACGUACCAAUACGGUGAACCCUACAGUCGUUUUGACCGAUUUAGGUCGUGAGGUGUGGGCCGAUCCCAAUAAAGCGCAAGAAAUGAAAUCGAAAAUUCCGCUCGGCAGGUUUUGUGAGGUGCAAGAAGUCGUAGACGCAGUAAUAUUCCUGCUGAGUGACAAAGCAAGCAUGAUAAAUGGAGCCCAAAUGCCAAUUGAUGGAGGAUUUCUUGCAACAUGA